Molecule: messenger RNA, 1407 nt
Organism: Aspergillus puulaauensis
Lineage: Eukaryota; Fungi; Ascomycota; Eurotiomycetes; Eurotiales; Aspergillaceae
Product: 5'-methylthioadenosine/S-adenosylhomocysteine nucleosidase family protein
Exons: 3
Coding region: 1-1407 (468 amino acids)
Biological process (GO): nucleoside metabolic process
Molecular function (GO): catalytic activity
Source: RefSeq, a predicted model, not a curated record
AUGAAGAUAAACCCCGAUGUCGAAGACUACCAAGUGGCUUGGAUCACAGCCCUUCCCAUCGAACUCAGCGCAGCAACGGCGAUGCUAGACGCGGAAUAUGAAGGCAGCGAUGACACAACUCUAUACACACUAGGUCGCGUUGGGCGGCACAAUGUUGUCGUCGUUUGUCUCCCAGCCGGCCAGGUCGGUACCAGUGCUGCAGCGACCACAGUGACAGAAGUGCGAGCAAAAUUCCCGUUCCUACAAAUCGGCCUCUUGGUCGGAGUCGGCGGAGGUGUGCCUAGCACUGAGGCGGAUAUACGCUUGGGCGAUGUGGUGAUUAGCCAGCCGCAGCGAAACCAUGGAGGCGUGAUCCAGUAUGAUUCCAGCAAGAUCGGACCCGGUGGGAAACAUAUACCGACGGGAUUCGUGAACGGGCCUCCAUCGGUGCUGCUGACGGCUCUCGCGAAGUUGAAAUCGAACCGGUUGCUUGGGAGGAGUCGUCUGUCGACUUACUUGCAGUCGCUGGUGUCCUAUCCGGCCUUUCGGCGGGAUCAUGCUGGUCCAGACGUCCUGUUCCGGGCGAGCUAUCGCCACAACGGGGGCGCAACCUGUGAAGAUUGCUGUAGGGACAAGGAGAUUAAACGCCCGUUGCGGGAGGGAGAGGAUCCUGUGAUCCACUAUGGCACCAUAGCGUCUGGAAGCCAUGUCAUGAGAGAUGGCGAGACACGCAAUGCACUAAGCAAGGAGUUUGGAGGAAUCUUGUGCUUUGAGAUGGAGGCCGCCGGGCUCUUGAACGUCCUGCCCUGUGUUGCCAUUCGAGGCAUUUGCGACUACGCGGACUCGCAUAAGAAUAAAUCGUGGCAGCCGUAUGCUGCAGGAAAUGCCGCUGCUUGCGCAAAGGAACUCCUAGCCUAUGUGCCUGCGUUUAGUAGCUGGAAGAGCUCUGGCCGGGACACGCCAGUGCAAGAUACUGCUGCCAGGCGUAGCUUGAGAGAUUCCGAAGACAUCUCUAUGUGGACGCCAGAUGGAACCGUGUCCGAGGAGCAGUGGAACGAUGUAUGGACAAAGAAGCAUAUCCCGAAUGAUAACGAUCUUCUACCCCUGGAAGAAUCUCUCGGCCUUCAUCAAAUCUACCCAAGUUCAUCUACAACGCUGGCCUACGGGUUUGAUGUUGUGGCGGUUCACGGUCUGGGACAUUCUCACUCAACUUGGACAGUGGACAAUAAUUUCUGGCUCCGAGACCUGCUCCCUGAGUUGCCAGCAUUUCAGAUGUCCCGCAUUUUCACUUUCAACUACGAUGCUAGAAGUUUCGUUAGGCCUCUUGCUUUAUCCAUCCGCGGGAGGACAUUCACGUUUGCAGAAGCAUUACUGAGUGAUCUGGCAGAUAGACGUGCUUCUACUGCGGUAUGUGCUCCUGAAAAAUGA